UCUUCUAAGAUUUGCAGAUAAAUGGCUCAACAUUACCACUUAUCUUCUCUUUCACUACUUACAUUUCUCAAUUUAUUCUUCAUUUAUGGCAACAUAACUGGAGCAACUGCACGACACCUUCUAGGGACGCCCCUCCCUGAGAUACCUAAACCAGAACUCCCCAAAGUGCCAGCGUUGCCAAAGCCUGAAAUCCCAACUGUGCCGAAACCUGAGUUUCCAACCAUACCAAAGCCUGAGAUACCAACUUUCCCGAAGCCCCAAUUACCAACUUUGCCAAAGCCUAAGAUGCCUGAGAUUCCCCCAAUGCCAAAACUAGAGUUUCCUCCCUUGAAAAAGUCAGAAAUCCCAGCAGUGCCAAAGACUGAGGUUCCUCCGGCUAUGAAAAAACCUGAAGUUCCAACUUUACCGAAGCCCGAGCUACCGAGUGUGCCAAAGCCAGAAAUUCCAAAACUACCAAAGCCAAAGGUCCUAGAACUUCCAAAGCCAGAAGUACCAACUAUGCCGAAGCCUAAAAUCCCAGAAUUACCAAAGCCAAAAGCCCCCAAGCUUCCAAAGCAAAAAGUCCCAACAAUGCCAAAGCCAGAAGAACUAACUAUGCCAAACAAUGAAAUCCCAAAACUACCAAAGCCUGAAGUACCAAAAAUGCCAAUGCCUGAAAUCCCAGAAGUACCAAAGCCAAAAGUCCCAGAACUUCCGAAGCUAGAAGUACCAACUAUCCCAAAGCCUGAAAUCCCAGAACUACCAAAGCCAAAAGUCUCUGAGCUUCCAAAGCUAAAAGUUCCAACAAUGCCAAAGCCUGAAAUUCCAGAACUGCCUAAACCAACUCUUCCUUCACUUUCUCCACCAUACAAACCCGCUACUCCUUGAGUAAAUUAUAUGCUACUUUCAUUCUAUAAGAAAGUACCCAACUGAUGUUUUGAGAUUUCCAUCUCAGUCUAUGAAAUUUGCCACCCGAGUUGUGUCAUUGAGAUAGCAUUGGAUACUUUCUGCUAGGAGUAGAAAUUUUAAUUCUUUUAUAAUAGUUUUUGAAUUGGAUGUACCGAGUUUGUCGUGUUAUUAUAAUAUAUGAGUGUUUUAUGCA
Solanum tuberosum (potato) is the source of this 1081-nucleotide messenger RNA. RefSeq names its product proteoglycan 4-like. The coding region runs from base 22 to 867 and encodes 281 amino acids. The record is from RefSeq and is a predicted model, not a curated record. The transcript has a single exon. NCBI's taxonomy places the organism in Eukaryota, Viridiplantae, Streptophyta, Magnoliopsida, Solanales, Solanaceae.